CCAGGUACAUCCAGAUUUUUCCACAUCUGCCUCCUUGCUUCUUUCCUCCCCAUACUCUUCCAUGUUCCCAGAGAAAUCAGGAGGAGAACCUGAAUGUCUCUUGCCUCAAACUCUGCAGCUACAUGGAGAAAUGAGAGGGACUGGGAGGACAAUUUCAGCGAGCCAGAGGGUUUGGGUGGUUGUAGAUGUGGCACGAGCAGGCAGCAGAACACAACACCCAGAGGAGAAGGGAGGAAGGAAAGAAAACCCGACACACAUUCUGCGAAAGAAUGUGACAGAGAGCGAGGAAGCAGAGGAAGGAUUCACACUGCUGGAUUUCCAACCCAGGGGAAUAAACCAGAAUGGUUCAGCAAACCCAGAUGAAACCAGAAGUGCCGUGAGAGGAGAGGGAAGCAGCGCUGCCCGCAGCUGCAGCAGCUGCCCUGAGAGCCAGAGCCAUGGGAAGCCCCCGAGCGUCGGUGGGGAGAGCAUCUGAAGAAGUGCAGAAGGAAGCAGAGGGCUCUCUGUGAGCUCCCAGCUCCAGGUGACCACCAUGGAUUCCUGCAGGAUACCUGCCAACGCCUCCAAGUGCAGUGGGAGCACCAUGGAGUGCUUCAUGGUGCUCAGCACGCAGGCACAGAAGAUAAGCAUUGGCAUCCUGUGUGGCCUCUUUGGGACAAUGUGUGUUUUUGAGAACUCCCUGGUGCUCUACCUGAUUUUCUCAUCCCCUGGGCUCAGGAAGAAGCCUUCCUACCUCUUCAUCGGCAGCCUGGCCCUGGCUGACAUCCUGGCCAGCAUCAUCUUUGUCUGCAGCUUCGUGAACUUCCACGUGUUCAACGAGGUUGGUUUCUCCAAGGAGGUGUUCCUGCUGCAGCUGGGAGGGGUGAACACCUCCUUCUCUGCCUCCCUCAGCAGCCUGCUGCUCACAGCCCUGGACCGCUACAUCUCCAUCAGCCGGCCCUCGGAGUACAAGCUCCUGAUGACCAGGAGAAGAGCCUGGAUGGCCCUGGCAGUGCUCUGGCUGACCUGUGCCACCAUUGCUUGCCUGCCCCUGCUGGGCUGGAACUGCUGCGUGCUGGAUUCCUCGUGCUCCGAGCUGUUCCCCUUUGUGGAUGACAAUUACCUGUCGGGCUGGCUCUGCUUCGUCGUGGUGCUGCUGGGCUGCAUCGUCUACGCCUACGGCCACGUGCUCUGGAGGGCUCGCCAGCACGUGGCCUACAUGGAGCAGCACCAGGCACAGGCAGGGAAGCAAAACACCCGGAUGAGGAUGGACGUGAUGCUGGCCAAGACCCUGGCCAUGGUGCUGGCUGUCCUGAUGCUCUGCUGGUCCCCCGUGCUCGUGCUGAUGAUCUACAGCGUCUUCGGCAGGCUGAGCCACCGCCUGCGCAAGGUGUUCGCCUUCUGCAGCACCCUCUGCCUGCUCAACUCCAUGGUCAACCCCAUCAUUUACGCCCUGCGCAGCAAGGAGCUCUUCUCCUCCCUGAGGAGGGUGUUGUCCCACUUCAGGAGGCAGCUGAAGGCCCCUGAGGAGAGCCCAGAAGCAGAGAGCACCCACAAGUCCUCCGUGAUAGAGACCGUCUGCGAGGACACGCACGCCAUGUAGGGAGGCACCGUGGGAGAUCCACCCACUCAGCCUGCAAGGAACAGUCUGGAUCACUUUUCUUUUUAUUUUCUCUUCUGAUGGGAGUUGAGGGAUCAGCUGUGAUGUGGAGACAGCUCCUGCUGAUGUCACCCUUCAACGCUGGGACAUGAAGUGCACCGACUUUGCUCUCAGGCACAGGUUGGGAUUGUUGGGGUGUCCUGUGCAGGACCAGGACUGAAUGGUCCUUGGGGUGUCCCUUCCAGCUCAGCAUAUUCCAUGAUGCUGUGAUCAUCUCCCACCAGGGGAGGUUCAGGCUGGACAUCAGCAGGAAUUUCUCAUGGAAAUGGUGGGCAGGCUUUGGAAGGGGCUGCCCAGGGAGGUUUGGAGUCCCCAUCCCUGCAGGUGUCACCUGGACGUGGCACUCAGUGCUCUGGGCUGGUGACAAAGUGAGGACUGGGCACAUCUGGGACUCGAUGGUCUUGGAGGGCUUUUCUAACCCCUCACUGUGGUUUAAGGACUUGGCCAGAGCUGGGGCAGGCAGGACCUUGCAGGCAGCACAUUUCUUCAGGCAGGUUUCAGGAGAACUGACCGAACCACACGGGUGUUUGUGGGAUGUUAUGUGAUUAAACAUACAAGCCAUUU
Molecule: messenger RNA, 2203 nt
Organism: Passer montanus (Eurasian tree sparrow)
Lineage: Eukaryota; Metazoa; Chordata; Aves; Passeriformes; Passeridae
Gene: CNR2
Product: cannabinoid receptor 2
Exons: 2
Coding region: 533-1582 (349 amino acids)
Biological process (GO): cannabinoid signaling pathway
Cellular component (GO): membrane
Molecular function (GO): cannabinoid receptor activity
Source: RefSeq, a predicted model, not a curated record